This is a messenger RNA of Nanorana parkeri, 2733 nucleotides long. RefSeq names its product matrilin 2 (gene MATN2). The transcript has 18 exons. Gene Ontology annotation, molecular function: calcium ion binding. Lineage: Eukaryota; Metazoa; Chordata; Amphibia; Anura; Dicroglossidae. Bases 74 to 2701 code for a protein of 875 amino acids. The record is from RefSeq and is a predicted model, not a curated record.
GGGAUCUUCUGUUGCCGGACACUUGGAGCUCUGCUCUGACUCCGCGCUGUCCCCGUCCUCCUCCGGAGCAGGCAUGGCUCUUGUGAAUACAUGUAUCGUGCUCCCACUCCUAUUCCUGGCUACAGAGGCGGUGGAGAAACGACAGUCAGGUGGAAAAACUGAGACAGAAAUCCAAGCUAAUUUAUUAAAGGAAGCCUGUCACAACAAGCCAUUGGAUCUUGUCUUCAUCAUCGACAGUUCCCGAAGUGUACGCCCGUAUGACUUUGAAAAGGUGAAAGAAUUUCUAAUCACUAUGCUCACGUUCCUGGACAUUGGCCCAGAUAAAACAAGGGUGGGUCUGAUACAAUAUGGCAGUACAGUAAAAAAUGAGUUUUCCCUGAAGACUUACAAAAAGAAAUCUGAUAUUGAACGGGCAGUGAAGAGGAUGAUGCACCUUGCCACCGGAACCAUGACAGGAUUGGCAAUUCAGUAUGCCAUGAACAUUGCCUUCUCUGAGAGUGAUGGGGCUCGCCCAGCAAAUCAGUAUGUGCCGAGGAUUAUCAUGAUAGUAACUGAUGGCAGACCGCAGGAUCCCGUAGCUGAAAUUUCAGCAAAGGCAAGGAACUCUGGGAUCUUAAUAUUUGCCCUUGGGGUGGGUCGGGUAGAUAUGGACACUUUGAUAUCCAUUGGAAGUGAGCCACACGAGGAACAUGUCUUCUUAGUAGCCAAUUUCAGUCAGAUUGAGACGUUGACAUCUGUGUUCCAGAAUAAGCUUUGUGCUCCUCAUCUGUGUUCUAUUACUGAACAUGGCUGCGAUCACUUCUGUAUCAAUACUCCAGGCUCAUUCCUGUGUAGAUGCAAGCAAGGAUACAUCUUGAAUCCUGAUGAGAAGACCUGCAGAACUCAGGACCUGUGUGCUUCAGAGACCCACGGCUGUCAGCAGAUCUGUGUGAACACACCAGGGUCCUACAUCUGCCAGUGCUACGAGGCCUAUGAGCUGACCAAAGAUAAAAAGUCCUGUAAAAUUGUCAACUAUUGCGCCUUGGGUACCCAUGGCUGUCAGCACGAGUGUGUGAAUGCUAACGACUCGUACGUCUGUCAGUGUCGCCCUGGGUUUAUCUUGAAUCCAGAUAAGAACACUUGUCGCAGACCAGAUUACUGUGCCUUGGCAGAACAUGGAUGUCAACACGAGUGUGUUAAUACCGAUGAUUCCCAUUACUGCAGAUGUCGGCAAGGGUUUACACUAAAUCCGGACAAAAAGAAGUGCACAAAGAUUGACUACUGUGCACAGGGCAACCACGGAUGUGAACACGAAUGUGUCACUACAGACAGCUCAUUCAUAUGUAAAUGUCGGAAAGGCUUCGCUCUGAACCGCAAUGGGAAAACAUGCAGAAAAGUGGACCACUGUGCUGAGAGCAGGCACGGAUGUCAGCAAAUCUGUACAAACAUUGAAGAGUCAUAUGAGUGCCAGUGCUAUGAAGGGUUUAUGUUAAACAAAGAUAAGAAGACCUGCAGUGCUGUUGAUCACUGCUCACUGAAUGAACAUGGCUGCGAGCAUUUGUGUGUGAAUGCUGAUGGUUCCUUCACGUGCCAGUGCUUCGAGGGAUAUUUUCUCCGCAGUGAUAAGAAGACAUGUCAAAGUAAAGACCCCUGCAAAACCUCUGAACAUGGCUGUGAGCAUCUGUGCGUCAACAAUGAGAAUUCCUAUAUGUGCAAAUGCUUUGAAGGAUACCAAUUAGCAGAAGAUGGAAAACGAUGUCGAAGUAAAGACCCCUGCAAAACCUCUGAACAUGGCUGUGAGCAUCUGUGCGUCAACAAUGAGAAUUCCUAUAUGUGCAAAUGCUUUGAAGGAUACCAAUUAGCAGAAGAUGGAAAACGAUGUCGAAGGUGUGGAGAAGGACCCGUGGACUUAGUGUUUGUCAUCGACGGAUCGAAGAGUCUUGGCGAAGACAAUUUUGAAAUUGUAAAGCAGUUUGUAAUUGGGAUUAUAGACUCUCUGGAAGUCUCACAGAAAGCUGCCCGUGUGGGUUUAGUACAAUAUUCCACUCAUGUCCGCACAGAGUUCACCAUGGCCCAGUACAGCUCGGCCAAAGAGAUGAAGAAAGCCGUCUCCCAGGUGAAAUAUAUGGGCCGAGGCUCCAUGACGGGACUGGCCCUGAAACUCAUGUAUGAGAAAAGCUUCUCGGAGGUUCAAGGUGCCAGGCGACGCUCCAUGGGUGUCCCCAGGGUGGCUAUUGUGUUUACCGAUGGCCGAGCACAAGAUGAAGUCACAGACUGGGCAAGCAGAGCCAAAAAGAGCGGCGUCACCAUCUACGCUGUCGGUGUGGGCAAGGCCAUUGAUGAGGAGUUACGAGAAAUCGCUUCAGCUCCACAUGAGAAGCAUGUGAUUCACGCUGAUGACUUCAGCUCCAUGGGAUAUAUCACUGAGAAGUUGAAGUCCAGCAUCUGCGAAGGCUGGACCAACUGGAAGGCAAAUACUGAAAUAUCUAAUGAAGAAUUGACGUCUGAGUUUAAAGAGAAUGGUGAAAUCACAGUCUCCUGCUCCAUGUCCGCCAUCAAAUUCACUACACAAGCAGAAGAUAUAUCCGAGGAGCAGUGCCAGUGUAAGAAUAUACUGGAGUCUCAGAACAACGCAAAUGAGGAAAUCAAGCGGCUAAGUCAUCAAUUAGAGCAAAUCACAAGGCGGAUGGAGAUUUUGGAGAACCGCGUGGGACAAAGAUAACAGACUUGAUUUCCACUGAACUCAAAGAAGAU